AUGCUCCCCACACCUUCAACCUCCCACGUCCCAUAUGCCCGGGUCUACGAGCCGGCCGAAGACUCCUUCCUCCUUCUCGACACGCUCUCCUCGCCAUCCGAAACCGCCUUUCUUGCCCGCCAUUUCCCCCUUUCACCACCGACGCCCUCCCCUCUGGUACUCGAGGUCGGGCCCGGCUCAGGGGUGGUGCUCGCCUUCCUCACCGCGCACGCGCACGCGCUCUUCUCGCGCCGCGACAUCCUCACGCUCGGCAUCGACGUCAAUCGGUUCGCGUGCCAGGCGACGGGAGAGACCGUGCGCAAGGCCAUGGCCGAGGAUGCUGCUGUCACUGCUGCUGCUGCUGACGGGGCCGGACCUGGAGGAGAAGGGUAUGGGUAUUACCUAGCCGCGGCGCAGGGCGAUCUCACGAGCCCCGUCCGCCCGGGGACCGUGGACGUGCUCGUCUUCAACCCGCCCUACGUCCCCACGCCGGAGGUCCCUUCCGUACCUAUCGGAGGGAUGAAGGCAGCAGCAAAAACGACGACCUACGAAGAGGACUCGGCGCUGCUUGCGCUGUCGUAUGCGGGCGGCAAGGACGGGAUGGAGAUCACGGAGAGGCUGAUUGAAGAGCUGCCGGUGGUGCUGUCGGACAGGGGUGUUGCGUAUCUCUUGCUCUGCGCGCAGAAUAAGCCCCAGGAGGUCAAGCAGCGCGUUCGGCAGGUGAUGGAGAGCAGAGGAGGGGCAGGGUCAUGGAGGGUUGAGACGGUUGGGACGAGUGGGAAGCAGGCCGGCUGGGAGAAAUUGCAGAUUGUGAGGAUAUGGCAGGAGGAGAACGUCUAG
Messenger RNA from Chaetomium strumarium, 819 nucleotides. Its product is annotated as methyltransferase domain-containing protein. Gene Ontology annotation, cellular component: eRF1 methyltransferase complex. Gene Ontology annotation, molecular function: protein methyltransferase activity; nucleic acid binding; S-adenosylmethionine-dependent methyltransferase activity. The transcript has a single exon. Bases 1 to 819 code for a protein of 272 amino acids. Gene Ontology annotation, biological process: methylation. The record is from RefSeq and is a predicted model, not a curated record. Lineage: Eukaryota; Fungi; Ascomycota; Sordariomycetes; Sordariales; Chaetomiaceae.